AUGAAAAACAAAAUUGAGAUCGUAAAAAGUUCCGCGAGGACAAACCGGAUCAAGAGGACGAUGAUAAAAUUCAAGUGCACAAAUGAACGGAAGUACACUCUGAUAACAGCGCAAAUUAUGGGAUAUGUUGCAACACCGUACACCGAAAAAUGCUUUAUGCAGAGUAUUCCGGUACCUCUGCUCGUGAACGAGAUAUUCGUUAGCAAAACAAUUUAUUUUCAUGCCUUCUUGCCUUCAAAUCUGCCGCCCUCCGUCAAAACGCUCCAAUCUUCGAUCAGAUAUUUCGUUGUUGUGAAGGUUUUUGAUGGAAAAGACGAACUUGCCAGUAUAAAGGGAAGAUUUAAACUCGUUUCGGACACCAAUAUAUAUAAUUUUAGAGAAAUUUACAUGUUGAACCAGAGCUGUUGUCGUGUAGGGAGCAAAACCUACGAGGGCCCUGUUGUAGCUUCAAUAAGAAGCAAGUUACACAGCUGUGAUCAAAUGAGGAGCUUGGCGAAUGUAUUAGAUAUGAAUACGGGAAGUGAGCCGUUUAGUACGACGGGAGAUGGAAAAUCGGAUCUGGAAUUAAAAAACGAUGCAGUUUAUGAGGUGUUCAAGGAGGGAACCAAAGAGAACAUGAAGGACAAGAGUCUACAAAAUGUGAUGAAAGAGCUGAAAAUUGGAGAAAAUAGGACAGAGGAAGAGCUCCUCGGAUACAAGCUUUCGAAAAUAAGCGAGCUGGGUCUGCUAAAUGAGAUCAAAACGGCUAAGUUAAAAUAUAAAAGAGAAAACAAGCCAAAUCUCCAUGUUCUACUCGAUAAUGAAAAAAAAGAGGAGCAAACAGACAUUAAAUUGGUCAUCAAGGAUAAAAAGGUGAAAUUAGCAGAAAUAAGAAUGAAAAACUUUCUUUAUACCAACGAUGAGAACGUGCUCGACAUCAAGUUAUUGAAAGAAAUGAAGAAAAUAAAAAUUGUGGUAAAGAUGAAGGAAGAAGCUGAAUACUCUAACAAGGAAGCAAUCCUGUUCAUAUUUGAAAGAGAGAACUUGGAGUACUUGGUACAUUUGAACGUAUUUCUAAUGCAGUUCGCACAAUGUACGUUCAACUCAGAUUUGUUCAAAGUUAAUUUUUUUAUUGAAUUAAAAUUCAACUCGUACAAAAGCAGAGUGCCCUUAACAGUGAGACGCAACGUUUUAUAUGAUUAA
Messenger RNA from Vavraia culicis subsp. floridensis, 1182 nucleotides. RefSeq lists its product as uncharacterized. The coding region runs from base 1 to 1182 and encodes 393 amino acids. The transcript has a single exon. The record is from RefSeq and is a predicted model, not a curated record. NCBI's taxonomy places the organism in Eukaryota, Fungi, Microsporidia, Pleistophoridae.